Messenger RNA from Geosmithia morbida, 1248 nucleotides. RefSeq names its product Taurine catabolism dioxygenase TauD, TfdA family. Gene Ontology annotation, molecular function: oxidoreductase activity. NCBI's taxonomy places the organism in Eukaryota, Fungi, Ascomycota, Sordariomycetes, Hypocreales, Bionectriaceae. The coding region runs from base 1 to 1248 and encodes 415 amino acids. The record is from RefSeq and is a predicted model, not a curated record. The transcript has 2 exons.
AUGAAUUCGCUUUCGGGUCCCAGUUUCCAAAUUGAACCGAUGCCCGUGGAGGCGGGCAAGAAGACUAACUUUGGUGCCGUUGUCCAAGGUCUUGAUCUCAACAACAUUGCCGAUGCCGAUGUUCAGGCCCUCAAGGAGGCCGUCUGGAGGCACAAGGUCGUCGUUGUCAAGGGUCAAAGGGACCUGCAGCCGAUCAAGCAGUGGGAGCUAGUCACGCGAUGGGACCCCGAAGCGCCACAGGUCCAUUCGCACGGUUCCCUAUCGACCUUUAACAAGCAGGGGGGCCUUCUCGCGGUCAGUCUCACGAAAACGGACCCCGUCCUCCAUAGCACGGGUACGGCGACUGACACUUCGGGGAGACAGAAAAGCCGCGAUGUACACGGGAUACCUGGAGCCGAAAAUGUUCGUCUCAUCGGUAAGGGAUACCAGGGAGCAGACCACUAUGGCCUGCUUGACAAGACAGUCACGAAGCCAUUAUCGCAUGACUGGCACGUCACCGAACUGCCGGCGGAAGAGUUUGCCAAGGGUCACACGCGCUUCCAGCGCUGGCAUCUCGACGCACCGCUGUACGAUCGCGACCCAGCCUGGUUCACAACACUCCGGUGCCUCAAGCGGCCGACGAGCCCCAACGUCACUAUCCACUGGGACGACGGUAGCGGGCAGGCCAUGGAGGUUGAGCCUGGGCUGACGGCCUUCUUUUCCAAUGUGCAGUGCUACGAGCUCAUGACGGCCGAGGAGAAGGUCCUCGCCGACCACUCGUGGGUCGAGUACGCGCCGAUGCCAUAUCUCUGGAUGAGCGCGUGCAGAGGCUCCCCCAACGGUCUCGGCGUCGCGUCCGAGGGUAAGGAGAAGUCGCUGGAGGACCUAGGUGAGUACGACGAGGCCAAGGUGAAGAGGUACCCCAUGGUCUGGGUCAACCCUGUGACGGGCGAGAGAGCCUUCAUGGUGCAUGGCAUGUGCGUGCGCAAGAUGCACCUGCGCAAGUCGUUGGACGAAGAGCCCACCGUGGUUGACGACGUGGUCGAGAUCCGCAAGUGGCUCAAGCCUAUCCAGGAGAGGGUGCUUAAGCCGGAGUACAUCAUGCUUCCCCGUACCGAAGAGGGCGACAUGGUCAUAUGGGCCAACUACCAGAUGUUUCAUACGGCUGUCGACUAUCCGGAUUCGUUUGGGCCCAGGUCCAUGCACCAGGCCAACAUCGGUGCGAGCAAGGGUCCGAUAGGCCUGUUCUCCAUUCCGGUGGCGGCAUGA